AUGGCGUUGGAGGCCAUCUGUGCCUGGACAGUACAAAGACAAAAAGCACAACAAAGACAACACACAAACCAAAACAAGAGGAAACACGACAGAGACAGAGGAGAAACCAAAACAACAGGAAACACGACAGAGACAGAACAGGAACCAAAACAAGAGGAAACACGACAGAGACAGAACAGGAACCAAAACAAGCGGAAACACGACAGAGACAGAACUGGAACCAAAACAAGAGGAACACGACAGAGACAGCAGAGAAACCAAAACAAGAGGAAACACAACAGAGAUAGACCAGGAACCAAAACAAGAGGAAACACAACAGAGACAGAACAGAAACCAAAACAAGAGGAACACGACAGAGACAGAACAGAAACCAAAACAAGAGGAAACACAACAGAGACAGAACAGGAACCAAAACAAGAGGAAACACGACAGAGACAGAAUAGGAAACAGAACAAGCGGAAACACGACAGAGACAGCAGAGAAACCAAAACAAGCGGAAACACAACAGAAACAGAACAGGAACCAAAACAAGAGGAAACACGACAGAGACAGAAUAGGAACCAGAACAAGCGGAAACACGACAGAGACAGCAGAGAAACCAAAACAAGAGGAAACACGACAGAGACAGAACAGGAACCUAAACAAGAGGAAACACGACAGAGACGGAACAGAAACCAAAACAAGAGGAAACACAACAGAGACAGAAGAGAAACCAAAACAAGCGGAAACACGACAGAGACAGAACAGAAACCAAAACAAGAGGAAACACGACAGAGACAGAAGAGAAACCAAAACAAGCGGAAAAACAACAGAGACAGAACAGGAACCAAAACAAGAGGAAACACGACAGAGACAGCAGAGGAACCAAAACAAGAGGAAACACAACAGAGACAGACCAGGAACCAAAACAAGAGGAAACACGACAGAGACAGAACAGGAACCAAAACAAGAGGAAACACGACAAAGAUAGAACAGAAACCAAAACAAGAGGAAACACAACAGAGACAGAAGAGAAACCAAAACAAGCGGAAACACGACAGAGACAGCAGAGAAACCAAAACAAGAGGAAAAACAACAGAGAUAGACCAGGAACCAAAACAAGAGGAAACACAACAGAGACAGAACAGGAACCAAAACAAGAGGAAACACAACAGAAACAGUACAGGAACCAAAACAAGAGGGAAAACAACAGAGACAGAACAGGAACCAAAACAAGAGGAAACACAACAGACACAGAACAGAAACCAAAACAAGAGGAAAAACAACAGAGAUAGACCAGGAACCAAAACAAGAGGAAACACAACAGAGACAGAACAGAAACCAAAACAAGAGGAACACGACAGAGACAGAACAGGAACCAAAACAAGAGGAAACACAACAGAGACAGACCAGGAACCAAAACAAGAGGAAACACGACAGAGACAGACCAGGAACCAAACAAGAGGAAACACGACAGAGACAGAACAGGAACCAAAACAAGCGGAAACACGACAGAGACAGAACAGGAACCAAAACAAGAGGAAACACAACAGAGACAGACCAGGAACCAAAACAACAGGAAACACAACAGAGAAAGCACAGGAACCAAAAGAGGAAAUGCCUACGAUAUUCUUCUUCUGA
Pecten maximus is the source of this 1620-nucleotide messenger RNA. Its product is annotated as trichohyalin-like. NCBI's taxonomy places the organism in Eukaryota, Metazoa, Mollusca, Bivalvia, Pectinida, Pectinidae. The transcript is spliced from 2 exons. The record is from RefSeq and is a predicted model, not a curated record. The coding region runs from base 1 to 1620 and encodes 539 amino acids.